Messenger RNA from Poecile atricapillus (Black-capped chickadee), 4724 nucleotides. It is a transcript of the gene PRG4, whose product is annotated as proteoglycan 4. Bases 71 to 4690 code for a protein of 1539 amino acids. Gene Ontology annotation, molecular function: scavenger receptor activity; polysaccharide binding. The transcript is spliced from 15 exons. NCBI's taxonomy places the organism in Eukaryota, Metazoa, Chordata, Aves, Passeriformes, Paridae. Gene Ontology annotation, biological process: immune response. The record is from RefSeq and is a predicted model, not a curated record.
CAGCACAGUUCCAAAGCAAUAUAAAAGGACUUUGCAACAGCCCUGGGAGCAGACACAUUCUCUGCUAGGAAUGAUGUCGUACCUGAAAGUAAUGAUCAUAUGGAACAUACUUUGCUUAUCCCUGGUGGUCCUUUCACUGUCCUUGAUUCCAGAAGUGUCUUCUCAAGAUGAAUCAAGCUGUACAGGGAGAUGUGGGGCAGGGUAUUCUAGAGAGCAUGACUGCCAGUGUGAUUUUAACUGUCACCGCUACAUGGAGUGCUGCCCUGACUUCAGGAAAGUCUGCACAGUGGCCGCCUCCUGCGAGGGACGCUGCUUUGAAUCCUUCGAGAGGGGAAGGGAGUGUGACUGCGAUGCUGACUGCGACCGAUAUGGCAAAUGCUGCCCAGACUACGCCAAGUACUGUAAAGAGGCACACACAGAAAAACCAACCCCAGAGACUCCUCCAGAUAACAAAUCUAAAAGGUCCUCCACAGAUGAAGAGUCACCAGAAGAAGCUGUGGAAGAUCCUGAAAUCCAACUGACCACUCCUGCUCCAACUACAGAACCUGCAGAGACAACCCCUGACGCCACAGAGGAACCAGCCACUGAAGCUGACACUCCCGCUCCAGAAGUGGCAGAAGAUGUGACCCCUGAUGCCACAGAGGAACCACUGACUGAAGUGGACCCUACAGACCUCCCAACACAGGAUCCAACCCCUGACACCACCGAGGAACCAGCAACUGACUCUGAGCCUCCCAGCACCCCUCCACCAGAGGAGACAACCCCAGAGGAGCCGACCACCCCACCACCAGAGGAGACAACUCCAGAGGAGCCAACCACCCCUCCACCAGAGGAGACAACCCCUCCACCAGAGGAGACAACCCCACCACCAGAGGAAACAACUCCAGAGGAGCCAACCACCCCACCACCAGAGGAGACAACCCCUCCACCAGAGGAGACAACCCCUCCACCAGAGGAGACAACCCCUCCACCAGAGGAGACAACCCCUCCACCAGAGGAGACAACCCCUCCACCAGAGGAGACAACUCCAGAGGAGCCAACCACCCCACCACCAGAGGAGACAACCCCAGAGGAGCCAACCACCCCUCCACCAGAGGAGACAACCCCUCCACCAGAGGAGACAACCCCUCCACCAGAGGAGACAACCCCUCCACCAGAGGAAACAACUCCAGAGGAGCCGACCACCGCUCCACCAGAGGAAACCACCCCACCACCAGAGGAGACAACCCCUCCACCAGAGGAGACAACCCCUCCACCAGAGGAAACAACUCCAGAGGAGCCUACCACCCCUCCACCAGAGGAGACAACCCCUCCACCAGAGGAGACAACCCCAGAGGAGCCGACCACCCCGCCACCAGAGGAGACAACUCCAGAGGAGCCAACCACCCCCACACCAGAGGAGACAACCCCUCCACCAGAGGAGACAACCCCUCCACCAGAGGAGACAACCCCAGAGGAGCCGACCACCCCACCACCAGAGGAGACAACCCCUCCACCAGAGGAGACAACUCCAGAGGAGCCAACCACCCCCACACCAGAGGAGACAACCCCUCCACCAGAGGAGACAACCCCUCCACCAGAAGAAACAACUCCAGAGGAGCCGACAACCCCUCCACCAGAGGAGACAACCCCAGAGGAGCCAACCACCCCUCCACCAGAGGAGACAACCCCUCCACCAGAGGAGACAACCCCAGAGGAACCAACAACCCCCACACCAGAGGAGACAACCCCAGAGGAGCCGACCACCCCCACACCAGAGGAGACAACUCCAGAGGAGCCAACCACACCUCCACCAGAGGAGACAACCCCUCCACCAGAGGAGACAACCCCAGAGGAGCCCACAACCCCCACACCAGAGGAGACAACCCCAGAGGAGCCCACAACCCCUAAACCAGAAGAGACAACCCCAGAGGAGCCGACCACCCCCACACCAGAGGAGACAACUCCAGAGGAGCCAACCACACCUCCACCAGAGGAGACAACCCCUCCACCAGAGGAGACAACCCCAGAGGAGCCCACAACCCCCACACCAGAGGAGACAACCCCAGAGGAGCCCACAACCCCUAAACCAGAAGAGACAACCCCAGAGGAGCCCACAACCCCCACACCAGAGGAGACAACCCCAGAGGAACCAACAACCCCUAAACCCGAAGAGACAACCCCAGAGGAGGCCACAACCCCCACACCAGAGGAGACAACCCCAGAGGAGCCCACAACCCCUAAACCCGAAGAGACAACCCCAGAGGAGCCAACCACCCCCACACCAGAGGAGCCCACAACCCCUAAACCCGAAGAGACAACCCCAGAGGAGCCCACAACCCCCACACCAGAGGAGACAACCCCAGAGGAACCAACAACCCCUAAACCCGAAGAGACAACCCCAGAGGAGCCCACAACCCCCACACCAGAGGAGACUACCCCAGAGGAGCCGACCACCCCCACACCAGAGGAGACAACCCCAGAGGAGCCCACAACCCCCACACCAGAGGAGACAACCCCAGAGGAGCCCACAACCACCCCCACACCAGAGAAGACAACCCCAGAGGAACCAACAACCCCUAAACCCGAAGAGACAACCCCAGAGGAGCCGACCACCCCCACACCAGAGGAGACAGCCCCAGAGGAGCCCACAACCCCUAAACCAGAAGAGACAUCAUCCAAGGAGCUGAUCAUCCCCACACCAGAGGAGACAACUCCUGAAGAGCCAGCGACUUUAGCGGACUCUCCCACCACCACUAACCCUGAAGAGACAACUCCAGAGGAGCCAACAACCCCCAAAGCUGAAGAGACAACCCCAGAAAAGCCUUCAACCAAGGCAGACUCUCCCACCACCCCAAAACCUGAAGAAACAACCCCAGAGGAGCCAACAACACCCAAACCAGAGGCGACUACCCCAGAGGAGCCAACAACCAAGGCAAACUCUCCCACUACCCCCAAAUCCAAAGAAACAACCACAGAAAAAACUACAACCAAGCCAGACUCUCCUACCACCCUUAAAGAAGAGGAUUCUGACUCUCCGACCAGCCCUGCAGCACUUGAUGCCUAUACCACUGCUUCUCCAGACAAUGCUGCAGCCACAACAGCUGGGAAGGACUCCCCCACACCUGAGGCAGGCACAAUACUUACAGAUGCCACAGUGGAUAACAAGGAGACAACAACACCCAAGAAAGACAGAACUACUCUGCUUAAAGACAUUUUCACAGCUGCAACUGGGAAAGACACAGUUACGGUAGCUAUGGUGACAACAGCUAAACCAGAUUCUCCUAAAGGUAUGGAUGACAUUCCAGACACAUCUCCUAUGGCCAAGGAACCUGUCACUGCAGCAGCUGAAUCAGAAACAACUUCUACAGACACCAAGACUGCAACAACAGCAGCCACAGCUCCCUUUUCCAGUCCCACUGUGCUGGUAACAACCAUCAAAGAAGAUUCAACUCCUCAACCCAGUGAGGCUGUAACACCAAAUGAAAAAGAGACAGCUACAGACACUGAGCAGGCUGGGCCAGCAGCACAUAAAGACAGCCCAGGUGCUGCUUGUGUUAUUGUGGAGAUGACAACAGCUGGUAAAAAAGAGGUAACAAUCAUCAAAGAAAUGGGCACCACACCUGAAAAAGAAAUAGAAGAUGUCACUGAAAAGGCUCCUGGUAUUGACAAAGAAGAGGUAACUACAGUUACUGAAGAAACUACUACAAGAGAUAAAAAGGACACAAUAGAAGAAAUGUAUCUUGUGUCCAAUGGGACAUCCAAGCCAACAAUACAUUUCCAGGAAGUCACUGAGGCCAGAGAAGAAGCUCACCCAACUGAACCUGAAACUCUGCCAGUGAAAGAAGAGCCCGAGAUAAACAAACCUUUAAUACAAGUUGGGGACCUGCCAAUGUUCCCUGGAGAAACACAAGAGAGGAAGAACGAGGAGAAGGAUCUGUGCAGCGGCAAGCCAGCAGACGGCAUGGUGGCCCUGCCCAAUGGCACCCUGGCCGUCUUCCGAGGUCACUAUUAUUGGCUGCUGAACGGCCGGACCCCACCGACCACCAACCCCCGCCGGAUCAGCGACGGCUGGGGCAUCCCCUCGCCCAUCGACUCUGUCUUUUCCAGGUGUAACUGCGAUGGGAAAACCUUCUUCAUCAAGGGUCCCCUGUACUGGCGCUUCACUAAUGGUGUUAUGGAUAAAGGCUAUCCCAAACCUCUUGCAACUGGAUUUGCAGGGUUAAGUGGGAGAAUAGUAGCAACCCUCCCUGUGGCAAGAUACAACAACAGACCAGAAUCUGUUUAUUUUAUCAAAAGAGAUGGGAACAUGCAGCAGUACGUGUACAGACAAGAACCAGCCAAGAAGUGUCAAAGAAGAGCUCGUGUCACCAUCAGAUAUCCAGCCUUUGUUCCCAGACUUGUCAUCCGGCGACGUUUCCAGCGUGCUGUGCAAAUGCCAACCAUCAUCCGCACUGUCAGGAUCAACCCCCACCCCUCUGGAGCUCUGCGCAAGGAAGUCCAAAUGACGACAUACUGGAGAGGGCUCCCCAAAGUUAUCCACUCAACUCUCUCUGUGCCCAACCAGAACAAGCCCGAUGGCUACGAUUACUAUGCCUUCUCUUACAAUCGGUACUACAGUUUGGAUGUUGGCAAAAGAAUAGCACGACCUGUUACUGCUCUCACAGGAAAGACUGUAUCCAAAGACUGGUACAACUGUCCCAGCAAGUGAUGCGCAGCAGCAGAGUUUAAAACAAGAUGCCAUU